AGGCGCCGCAGCGCUCGGCCGGCGCCAUGGCCCGCGGGGCGCUGCUCGGUGCCGUGGCCUGUCUGUGCUUCCUGGCCCCUGUGGCCGACGCCUUCAAGAGGAGGGGACCCAGCGUGACAGCCAAGGUGUUCUUUGAUGUGAAGAUUGGAGACAAAGAUGUUGGCAGAAUUGUAAUUGGAUUGUUUGGAAAAGCUGUCCCAAAGACCGUGGAGAACUUCAUUGCGUUGGCAACUGGAGAAAGAGGAUAUGGAUACAAAGGAAGUAAAUUUCAUCGUGUGAUCAAAGACUUCAUGAUUCAAGGAGGAGACUUUACAGCUGGAGAUGGAUCAGGAGGAAGAAGCAUCUAUGGAGAAAGAUUUCCUGAUGAGAACUUCAAGCUCAAACACUAUGGAAUUGGAUGGGUUAGCAUGGCUAAUUCUGGGCCAGACACCAAUGGAUCCCAAUUCUUCAUCAGUGUGACAAAGCCUUCCUGGUUAGAUGGAAAACACGUAGUAUUUGGCAAAGUCCUUGAUGGAAUGUCUGUGGUGCACUCGAUAGAACUCCAGCAGACAGAUGAACAUGAUCGGCCCCUUCAAGACUGUGUGAUUGUGAACAGUGGCAAAAUAGCUGUGAAGGAACCCUUUGUAGUUGAAGUUGGUGACUGGUGAGAGCAAUAGUCAGAAUGAAAAGUACAACUUAUCUUUAAUGCUGGUUUUUGACCAAUCUCACUGAUCCACCAAGUUUUCUCCUCAAAACAGCUGAGGUUACAUUUAGGCAGUACUUAUCAUUUGCCACAUACAGAAGGGAUAUAAUUAUUUCUAUAAUAACUUGUUGGAGCUGCAAGACAUAUCCCACCAAAUUCUAGAUCUUGCAGAAAAAGUCUUUAAUGAAAAAUUAUAGCAGUAAUUCCAUUUUUCCAGGGUUUGAAAUACAUUAAUUUUGUUCUGUUUGGAAAUUUUAGCAAUAUUUGUUUUUGUCUUUUCAACUGAAAAUAUUUACUGUAACACUACCAGCAGUUCUAAAAACUUAAAAAAAAAAAGGUAAAAUAUAGAAGUGUUUUGAAUAAAUAAAGUUUGCUUUCAGAUAAAUACUUGAGAGCAUUUUUUACUUCAGCCCCCAAACUUUUUUCUCACCUCAAUUGAUUCCACAUUAUAUGCAGGGGGUAUUGCUUUUCAGGAGAUAAGGUUGUAAGGUUAGAGCAGAGAUGGUAAAUUUUCCUAAUAUACCUAAUCUAAACAUGUCAGUCCCUUCUGUCUUUCAGAAAACCACAGUAUUGAGAUACCAUUCUGUGAUCAAGAACAAGCAGCUUUUCUGUCUUAUUAUUAAAUAAGGCAGUCUGUUAGAAACUGAUUAAAACAGAAGAAUUCUUGUUUUGGUCAAUUUUGUAACAAUUAAUGUUAGUUAUUUUAAAGCUCAAACACUUUUUCUUUAUGUUUUGCUGUAAGUUUGAGAAUUUUGGGUUCAUUUUUUUGGUGAUGCUUCAUAAAUAAAUAACUCUUAAGCUUACAACUGGUAGCUUUCAGAGGAGGUCAGUGUAGGGUAACACUUAAGAGACACCUAUGUUAAGUUCAGUGCAGAUAUGUGGAUUUUUUUGUUUUGAGUUGACUGUUUUAGGACUCAAGGUGGAAGAGGCAGUGCCAAGAUCUGAUGAAGGGCUCAUCCACCUGUAACACAGGCAGGCAGCACACUACUCCUCUUUGAAGUGACUCAUUUCCUGAAGGGUGUCCUGAAGGAGCUCUGAGGUGUAUCCAGAGCCAAAGUGAUUCAGGGCAGAAGAGACUGCUACAGCACAGAGCUUGUAUGUACCUACUGGCAUUCCACUCAAACGGAAACAGGAAAAAACUGUCGGCAGGGAUUUACCCUAGGUUCUCCUGAAAUAUCAUUUGCUGUUAGAGGAUGCUCCUGCUGGUUCUUCAUCCACAGCCCUGGGGCCUCUCCUGAAGGUAAAUACUGACACUCCUUUUCAGAGACCUGUGAAAGGAUUACUGUCCUCUGCAAACAGAACUGGAGGAGAACUUGGCAAGGGCCUCUAAAUUUGUCUAGGGCUAGGCAAUCAGAUUUCCAUUUUGCCUCUGAUCACUUUUCUUUCUAAUAGCUGUUUAAAGUAAAAUUCUCUGAAAAGCAGCUCUGGGAGCAGGAGUGCGAAUGCCUCAGUCUGCCAGUAGCUGAAAGCUCUCCUGGAGGCUGAGCUUACAGACCUCAUAAAGAUACGAUACCUGAGCAAGUGCUGCAGUCAUAGGCCUACCUUGUUUUGAAGUCCCGGCUUUCCACUCUCCCCAGAUGGCUUCCAAACACAUUUACCAUUUAGAGCAACCUGUGUGUCUCCAGGAUCUGACUUAAUGUUUGUGCCCAGCUUUGCCAUUGCUGGUUUUGUGUUAUGCUCCCUUCUGAUGAUGAGCCCAGUGACUUCCUCUGUGUUCUAUUAACCUUAAUUUUUUUCACCAAGACAUACGGUUCUGUAAGGCUACCAUGUUCAGCUAAGGCUUUAAAUGAGCAGACACACAGGUAUUUUCUCACACUUCAUGGGAAGACAGACAUCUGAGACCCAUCUCAGAGAACAGAAUCUCAGAAAAAUUUCUAUAGAAAAAUUUCACAAAAAAAACA
Zonotrichia leucophrys gambelii is the source of this 2583-nucleotide messenger RNA. RefSeq names its product peptidylprolyl isomerase C (gene PPIC). Gene Ontology annotation, biological process: protein folding; protein peptidyl-prolyl isomerization. Gene Ontology annotation, molecular function: peptidyl-prolyl cis-trans isomerase activity. NCBI's taxonomy places the organism in Eukaryota, Metazoa, Chordata, Aves, Passeriformes, Passerellidae. The record is from RefSeq and is a predicted model, not a curated record. The coding region runs from base 27 to 647 and encodes 206 amino acids. The transcript is spliced from 5 exons.